Molecule: messenger RNA, 1106 nt
Organism: Colossoma macropomum (tambaqui)
Lineage: Eukaryota; Metazoa; Chordata; Actinopteri; Characiformes; Serrasalmidae
Product: H-2 class I histocompatibility antigen, Q9 alpha chain-like
Exons: 4
Coding region: 65-955 (296 amino acids)
Biological process (GO): immune response
Cellular component (GO): external side of plasma membrane
Source: RefSeq, a predicted model, not a curated record
GUUGAAGCAGAGAGUUGUGAAACUCUGUCUGAGCUGAAUAAUCUGCAUUAAGAUACAGAAAAUCAUGAAGUCUCUCCUUUUUCUUAUGCUUAGUGUUCAUCUGGCACCAGCAGCUACACACUCUCUGCAGUACUUCUACACUGCUGUAACUCCAGGAAUAAACUUCCCAGAGUUCUCUGUGGUGGGUCAGGUGGAUGGAGAGCAGACUGUGUACUAUGGCAGUGACAUCAGGAAGAUGAUCCCCAAGACAGAGUGGAUGAGGAACAAUGAGGAUGAAGAUUACUGGAAGAGUGAGACCCAGAUUAGUGAACGGCAUGGACAGAACUUCAGAGCCAAUGUGGACAUUCUAAUGAAGCGCUUCAACCAGAGUGAAGGUUUUCACACAUUGCAGUGGAUGUACGGCUGUGAACUGCAUGAGGAUGCAACCAAGAGAGGAUACAUGCAGUUCGGUUAUGAUGGGGAAGACUUCAUCAGUCUGGAUCUGAACACUGAAACCUGGACUGCAGCUAAUCAGAAAGCUGUUAUUACCAAGAUAAAGUGGGACAGAGAACGCUGGGCUGCUCAGUUGAAGAACUACCUGGAGAACACCUGCACUGAGUGGUUACAGAAGUAUGUGGGUUACGGCAGAUCCACUCUGGAGAGGAAAGUCCCUCCUGAGGUGUCUCUGUUCCAGAAGGACUCUUUUUCUCCAGUGGUGUGUCAUGCUACAGGUUUCUUCCCCAAAGCAGUGAUGAUCUCCUGGCAGAAGAAUGGAGAGGAUCUGUAUGAGGACGUAGAGCUCAGAGAGACGCUACUCAACCAGGAUGGAACCUUCCAGAAGAGGAGCGUUCUGACUGUCUCACCUGUGGAACUGAACAGGAAUCAGUACAGCUGCAUCAUUCAGCACAGCGGCCUGGAGAAGGAGAUGGUGCUACAGAUAUCUGAUCGCAGAGACCUGUCAGGUGGGAGAAUCUGAUUCUGAGAGAUAAAAAUCUUUAAAAAUCUGAAUUUACAGAAUGAUUUGAUUGGUGAAGUAGAAACAGGACACUGACACAGAUGUGACACUCUUUCAGGUGGAAGCUCAGAUGUGAGCAUACUUGGAAUCAUCAUCAUUGUAUUCGCGGCUG